AUGGAACUCUCGCGAGCUGCGCGCGUCAUCCUCAUCGGCGCCCCGGGCGUGGGCAAGGGAACCCAGACGGAACGACUCCUCCAACGCUUCCCGCAGCUAUCCGCCAUCAGCACGGGUGACCUUCUCCGGAGCAAUGUCAAGCGCCGUACCCCGCUGGGCAUCCAGGCCGAGGGCAUCAUCAAGAGCGGCGGGCUGGUGGCAGACGACAUGAUGCUGCGACUUCUGACCGACGAGCUGCGAUCGCGCGGGUGGCUCUCGUCUGACCCUCACUCCCGCUCCCACUCCCAUCCCCAUUCCCUUCCCCCUCAUCAUCAUCAUCAUCAUUCAUCUCCAUCCUGCUCUUCUCUACGCAGCAGCAGCAGCAGCAGCAGUACCACCCGAUCAUUCUCAUCGUCCCCGAACCUCUCCUCGACCGUACAGACCAGCAACUUCUCGUCGGGAGCAGCCUCAUCGACGUCGGCGACCCUCUCGUCCGGCCCCUCAUCCUCCUUCAUCCUAGACGGCUACCCCCGCACCGCCACCCAGGCCUCCGCCCUCGACUCCAUCAUCCCCAUCAACCUCGCCGUCUCUCUCAAGACCCCCGACUCCGUCAUCCUCGAGCGCAUCGCCGGACGCUGGGUCCACGAGCCCUCCGGCCGCGUCUACAACACGUCCUUCAACGCGCCCCGCGUCCCGGGCGUCGACGACGUCACCGGCGAGCCCCUCGUCCAGAGGGCCGACGACAGCCUGGACGUCUACGCCGCCCGCCUCGACAAGUUUCGUCAGACGAGCCUGCCCAUCCUCGAGCACUACGACCGCAAGGGCGUCCUGCUAGAGGUCGACGGUCUUUCCAGUGACGACAUCUCCCCCAAGCUGUUUGCCGCCUUUGAGAAGCGCUUCUGCUAA
Messenger RNA from Geosmithia morbida, 885 nucleotides. Its product is annotated as adenylate kinase. The transcript has a single exon. NCBI's taxonomy places the organism in Eukaryota, Fungi, Ascomycota, Sordariomycetes, Hypocreales, Bionectriaceae. Gene Ontology annotation, molecular function: ATP binding; AMP kinase activity. The record is from RefSeq and is a predicted model, not a curated record. Bases 1 to 885 code for a protein of 294 amino acids. Gene Ontology annotation, biological process: nucleobase-containing compound metabolic process. Gene Ontology annotation, cellular component: cytoplasm; mitochondrion.